UCGACGGAUGAUACAAAAACACGUGUUCUUUACACUUUAGCUAAUAAAGUUUUGAGUUAUUCAAGUCAAUUUAAUAAACUUUAGGUAGGUAGAUAAAAGGAACUGAAUAGGCGUGAAGAAAACAUAGUUUUAAGUAAGUUAAUCGGUAGAAUACGAAAGUUUACGUGGAUGAUUGAAGGGAAAGUAGUGAAGCAGGAGAGCGGCCAUUUUAUGUUAGUAUGACGUAGAGGCUGGGUGUAGCUUCGCGUUCAACCGUCCGUGUUCUUUGGAAAAGGCGAGAAAAUCUGAAUUCUGAUGCUGGGGUCGAGGUAAAUGCACGUAUCACGCACUGAACGUGUGAACCAUAAAUUAAGCCCAAGGAAAGUAAGGAAAUUAGUUAAAUAAGGAAGUACAGGGGUUCUGAAAGAGCGAGCAUGAGCGAAGAAAGUAAUCCGCGAACGCUCUAUGUGGGAAAUCUAGACACUUCGGUGUCGGAGGAACUCUUGUGCGCACUUUUUUCACAAAUAGGUGCUGUUAAAGGAUGCAAGAUUAUACGGGAACCAGGAAACGAUCCAUAUGCUUUUGUUGAAUUUACGAAUCAUCAAUGCGCGGCUACAGCGCUAGCCGCCAUGAACAAGCGAUCCUUCCUGAAUAAGGAAAUGAAGGUUAACUGGGCAACGAGCCCUGGAAAUCAGCCGAAGUUGGAUACGAGUAAUCACCAUCACAUAUUUGUCGGCGAUCUUUCGCCAGAAAUUGAAACACAAACUUUAAAAGAAGCAUUCGCGCCUUUUGGCGAAAUUAGCAAUUGUAGAAUUGUCCGCGAUCCACAAACCAUGAAAAGUAAAGGAUAUGCCUUUGUAUCAUUUGUCAAAAAGUCUGAAGCUGAAGCAGCGAUAGCAGCUAUGAAUGGUCAGUGGCUUGGAUCUAGAAGCAUCAGGACAAAUUGGUCAACUAGGAAACCACCACCACCUCGAUCUGAAAGGCCACGACAUUCAAAUAAUAGUAAACCUAAUUAUGAAGAGGUAUAUAACCAAAGUAGUCCAACUAAUUGCACAGUAUACUGUGGAGGUUUUACAAAUGGCAUUACAGAUGACCUGAUAACCAAAACAUUUUCUCCUUUUGGUACCAUACAAGAUAUAAGAGUAUUUAAGGAUAAAGGAUAUGCUUUCAUAAAGUUUACUACUAAGGAAGCUGCUACUCAUGCCAUAGAAUCAACACAUAAUACAGAAAUUAAUGGUAGUAUUGUCAAAUGUUUUUGGGGAAAAGAAAAUGGAGAUCCCAACAGUGUGGGCCCAAAUGCAAAUCAUCAAGCUCAACAGGUUACAGCUGGAGCUGGACAGUAUGCAUAUGGAUAUGGCCAACAAAUGAGUUAUUGGUAUCCACAAGGAUAUCCACAAAUGCAAGGUCAAUUUUUACAGCCUGCUCAGUACUAUGGUCAAUAUUAUGGACAACAGGCUCAAUAUAUGAAUAGUAUGCGAAUGCCUGCUCCUGGUGCAGGUACAUGGCAACCUGCACAAGCGACUGCUGCACCACCGACUGCAACUGCACCAUUGCCACCAGGUCAGCAACCUGCUAUGGUAACAUACACCAUGCCACAAUACCCCACGCAAUGAAAUUGAUCAUUGAUCAACAUCAACUAAUUGUUACAUAUGAUACAUUUGCCCCUGGGGCGUUUGCAAAAACUGUUCUGUCAUAUACCUGUUCCAACAAAUUUAUUGGUAUUUUGACUGCAGCAUCAUAUGUACAAAUUUUCCAGUUUUACUUCAAUUGAAGUAUAAUACAUGGCAAGAAGAAGCUCCUAAAUUUGGUUGUAUUAAUAUUGACUGAUAUUAAGUAAUAUAUCAGAGAUUAUACCAUCAAAAGAUCAAGUGAUAUAUAUACAUAUAUACACUUACAUACAUUUAAAUAUACAUUUUCUUAAUACGUUUCUCUUGCCAAACAAUAGAAACGUAUAUCAUUAUAACACAUGCAAGUAUAUCUUGUAAUGUUCAUUGAAAGAAGAAAUAUCAUAGCAGUCAAUCCAUCAGUGUAAUAUAACACUCUUUUCAAAACGAUUUAUAUUCUAAGGUGUUGAAUGAGGUAUAUUUCUGAACUUAAAAUUGCAGCCCCUUGAUGAGCCCUGCAUUCGUUGUGCUGCGUAAGGUGUAUGUAUGUAUGCGACCAUUACGUUGUUAUAUUUUUAAUAUUUUUGCCACAAUUACCAAUCUUUAGUUUAUUUCAAAUCAUUAAUGAACAAAGAUAAAUGUUCAUUUAUGGUAAACACAAAGUAUGACAUUGAACAUAAUAUAAGAUAGAGAGUAUAGGUAGACACGGCGCCUGUGAUGUAGCUAGAUUUGGAUGCAUGCUUUGACGUAUGCAGGGCCCUUAUUAAAAUAAACUAUGCAAGUCGAUAAACGAGUUGUAAACUUCCCUCGUUUUGUGAUAUUUAUCGUCGGUGGUAAAUGUACAAAACAUUCUUAUAAAAAAUUUUAAAGAAAAUAUUUCUGGAAGUGUCAAAAGUGAAAUAUCUUAUGAAAAUAUUGAAUUUGACUUGUUGAAUAUACUUUAUAUUGCAUAGUGACUCCUCUCCAUCUGUACAAAGAAAUAGCGAGUCUUGGUGUAAUUAUUAUAUGUAAUUUAAGUAUAAUGAUAAUGAUAAUGAUAAACACUUCCACUAAGAGUUGGAGUCACUACUGUCUUAUCUUUAUUAAUUUAUACAUUGAUAGUUAAAUUACAUUUCUUUUGAAUAUAUUAUAAAAUAUUAAUUUUUUCUCUUGUAACAAUCAGUAUAUCAAUUGACAAUCAUAUUUGAUAUUAUUCGAUAUUUUAAAGUUAUUGCAAUUAUGAUAUAAUACAAUACUUAUAUCUUCAUAUCUUCUAAUUAUUAUACAGAUGAAAAAUUGUUACACAAUUUAAAUGA
This is a messenger RNA of Apis laboriosa (Himalayan honeybee), 2878 nucleotides long. RefSeq names its product nucleolysin TIAR (gene Rox8). Gene Ontology annotation, molecular function: RNA binding. The transcript is spliced from 3 exons. The coding region runs from base 414 to 1592 and encodes 392 amino acids. The record is from RefSeq and is a predicted model, not a curated record. NCBI's taxonomy places the organism in Eukaryota, Metazoa, Arthropoda, Insecta, Hymenoptera, Apidae.